UUGUUGAGAAAGAAGAUAAAUUCCGAGAGACAAACGAACUAUAGAGAUAAUCUUUCUUGUGAUCAGCUUUCAAAUAUGAGAUCUGUUACUUGGUUUAUAGUUUCUUAUAUUCUCAUGUUUCUCGUUCUGAGAGGUGGUAAAGAAGUGGAAGCAGAGAAACUGUGUACAACAAUAGGAGACUUGGACGGUAAAUGUAGCAAUGACGGAGAAAAGAUGUGCAUGAGAUACAUGACGGAUCAAUCUAAAAAAAAGUUUCUUAGUUGCACAUGCAAUAACGUUAUCAUGUUACACAAGUACAAACAUUAUUGCGAAUGUAAAUCUCAUUGUACUCCUAAAUAAAUUUAAGUUGUAACUCUAUAAUAUAAUCAACAUCUCUUUAAUUUACUACUAAA
This is a messenger RNA of Arabidopsis lyrata subsp. lyrata, 392 nucleotides long. RefSeq names its product putative defensin-like protein 230. The transcript has 2 exons. NCBI's taxonomy places the organism in Eukaryota, Viridiplantae, Streptophyta, Magnoliopsida, Brassicales, Brassicaceae. The record is from RefSeq and is a predicted model, not a curated record. Gene Ontology annotation, biological process: signal transduction. The coding region runs from base 76 to 339 and encodes 87 amino acids.